Triticum dicoccoides is the source of this 1437-nucleotide messenger RNA. RefSeq names its product CBBY-like protein. Lineage: Eukaryota; Viridiplantae; Streptophyta; Magnoliopsida; Poales; Poaceae. The transcript is spliced from 11 exons. Bases 93 to 1166 code for a protein of 357 amino acids. The record is from RefSeq and is a predicted model, not a curated record. Gene Ontology annotation, molecular function: hydrolase activity.
AAGUCCAGUGGCCGACCGAACAAUAUCUCCGGGACGUCUGCUACCUCGCCUCGCCUCGCCUCCGCCGCCAUGGCCGCCGCCGCCGCCGCACGAUGCCUCCUGCUCCGGGCAUCGCCCCCGACGGACCCCGGAAAGGCCCCUUCCUCCGUCCACGCCUCCUCCGCCCCGCUCCCUCUCCGCGCGGCCGCCUCCCCGAGCUCAGCCCGCCGUCUCCGGCCGAUGCCGCUCCGGUGCUCCUCCCCGCCGUCGGGAGGCCCCGCCGAGCCGGGGCUCGCCGUGCUCCUCGAAGUCGAAGGAGUUCUUGCAGAUGUCUACCGCUUUGGCUACCGCCAGGCUUUCAAUGUAGGUGCGGACAAUCAUUUCAAAAUCUUGGCUUGGAUUGUGCGAAUUGGACAGAGCCAAUAUAUGCUGAUUUAGUGAGGAAAUCUAGUGGCGACGAGGAAAGGAUGCUGGUGCUGUUCUUUGACAGGAUUGGCUGGCCUACAUCUCUGCCAACUAGUGAGAAAGGGUCAUUUACAAAAAGUGUUCUUCGUGAGAAGUUGAAAGCUUUGGAAAAGCUCUCUGCUUCUGAUGACUUACCACUGCGUCCCGGAGUUGAGAAGUUCAUCGAUGAUGCCCUUAGUGAGGGUGUGCCUCUAGCCAUAUUGGCAACAUAUGGCAGAAAUGGAGAGAAGAUUUCAAGAUCAAUAGUUGAGAAGUUAGGCCCUGAGAGAACGUCAAAAAUAAACAUUGUUGGAAAAGAGGAGGUUGAAAGAAGCCUUUAUGGGCAGCUUGUUCUUGGUGAAGGAGUUGCCUCCAGUUUGGAUGAACAACUUACCAAGGAAGUACAAAAGGCUGCUUCUGCAGAGAAACAGAGGAUAGCAGAAGAGGUUGCAUCACUUCUAAAACUCAGCAUUGACAUUAACACAGCAUCUAAAAGUUCCGAGAAGAUAAUAGCCACGCUGCGAGCUGGGGCCGAAUAUGUGGGAUGCGACGUGCAAAACUGCAUCCUUGUAGCGGGCAGCCAACCCAGCGUCAUCGCAGCCGAGCGCAUUGGCAUGCCGUGCAUAGUUGUCCGGAGCAGCCUAACCGCGAGAGCAGAAUUUCACUCCGCGAAGGCCGUCAUGGAUGGAUUCGGUGACACGGACCUGACAGUAUCGAAACUACUGAGUAAGAGGUGGGCUUAAUACCAUCGCAAACUAGGCAUUGGAUGUGAGUUCCCAGCCUGUAACCGACCGACUGCGUGAUGAUUUGAAACGCCGCUUGAUGUCAACCUGAGCUAGCAAAACGAGGCUUUAUGUAAUGCUGAGCUUGCGGCAGAAAGUUACAAUAAGCACCCGUCGCUUUGUUGUGUUUUUGUUGUUAUUGUGCUGGUGAAGUAUUGAACAUUUGUACUAUUACUCGAUCGAGUUUGUUCUGUGCCUUUAUAUAUACAUCUGCCUGUGUCCUUGCCAUCUA